UAAAACAAUGCAAUAUAAUGCGGCAGCGUUAAUCUAUCAUAGACUAAAUUGGGUUUUUAUAACUGAGUUUUCGACGAGAGAUUAAACUUUUCGCUAUCAUAUCUGACUCGCAAACAACGAUGACUGAUAAAUAUUUUGAAAGACGAGUGUAUAUAACUGAGAUUAAGAACUUAGAAUAGAGCAAUAUUUCUUCGGAUUUCUAUGAUAACACAUAGAACUAUUUUGUUAAUUUAGUUAUAUAAUUUAUUUAAAAUUUAUUAAGUAAUAAUAAGAUGGAUGAGGUGAUUUGUGAGAAAAUUGAUGAAAAAAAGUCAUCGAAUGAUGUUUCAAAAGCGAAAGAUUUUCCUCAAAUUCGUGCCAUGAUGACUGCUGCUAUUACUAUGUUAAGCGCUGGUACAUUAUUCACGUGGACUUCACCAUCAGUUCCAAAACUACAACAAGCACCUUAUAACUUUACCAUUGAAGAACUUUCAUAUUUAACGGUCAUCCCGCCUAUAGCCAUGGUAAUUUUCAGCCCAAUUUAUUGUUGGUUAUUGGAUAACUUCAGUAGAAAAUAUACUUUAUUUUCAAGUGGAUUUUUCCACAUAGCAUCGUGGAUUUUAAUUUAUUUCGCCGAUAAUAUUUGGAUAUUUUACGCUUCAAGAUUUGUAUGUGGUAUAGCAGAUGCUUGUUGUUUCGCUUCAAUGCCCGCCUACAUAGCGGAAGUAGCAAGACCACGAAUCCGAGGACUUUACGGAAACGCUAUGAUGGUUCUUAUGUUUAUUGGACAAUUUUUAGUUAAUUGCAUCGGUUAUUACACCAGUAUUAAAACAACGGCUUUAUGUAUGAUGGUGUUUCCGAUUACGUUUCUUUUCUUAUUCGCAUCGCUGCCGGAAUCGCCAUAUUUUUGUGUUAUGAAAGGCCGAGAAGAAGACGCAAGAAAAAGUCUUCAACGUUUACGAGGAAUUGAAAACGUGGAUGCGGAAUAUGAACAAAUUUUUAAAGAUGUUUCCAGGCAAAUGACAGAAACAACUCGAUACGUUGAUUUAUGGUCAAUAAAAAGUAAUAGGAAAGCUAUUAUUAUUGCAAAUCUUGCAAGGGCUAUUCAACAAUUCAGUGGGAUUUUUGCUUUAAUGCUUUAUUCUCAAUACAUUUUUAAUUUAAGUGGUGGGAAUAUUUCCGGUGGGCAUGCAGCUAUGUUAUUUAACGGAAUUUUAGCUUUCAUUAAUUUAUUUGCUAACGUUAUUAGUGAUGGAUUGGGUAGAAAAAAAUCAAUGAUUUUUUCUUGCAUUGGAUGUGGAUUGGUGUUAUUAGGAGAAUCGAUUUAUUUCUAUUUUCACGAAUACACAAAUGUCGAUACAGAAGUAGCAUCUUGGUUUCCAGUUGUCGGAUUGAUUAUUUAUAUCAUUAUUUUUACGUUUGGAUUAGGGAUUGUGCCAACAUUACUUCUUGGAGAAUUAUUCAAUACAAGUAUAAGAGGAAAAGCUGCUUUGGUUACAAAUUGUUUCUUUGCGAUUCAACUUUGUGGUGUAAGCAAAUUGUUUCAAAUUUUAAUGACAGGCUUCGGAUUAACGGUACCGUUCUUUUUCUUCACCGUUUGUUGUUUUCUCGGAGGGAUUGUUUCGUAUUUUGUUAUACCGGAGACGAAAGGAAAAACUUUGGAGCAAAUCCAGCAAAUGUUAAAGUAGAUGAUUUUAUGUAUCUUUAUUGUGAUUUUAUAGUAAUUUGUUUUUAAGUUUUAAAAGUAUUAUUUAUAUUUUUAUAAAAUAAAAAACAGAAAAAAGUUUUAGUUCCUAAUCCUACAUAAUUUGGUGAUGAUGUUAUUUUUUUUGUGCCUCAAAAUGCUUAAGCAUCAUCAGCCAGAAAGUUUUAUACGUUUAAAAAUUAUUCCAAGAAUUAAAAAAAUGGUGAAAUUAAGUGAUGAAAUUUUUAUUCUUGGACUUGGCGAUAACAACAACAAUUUAUAGUAUUUAUUCAGUUAAACAAAUAGGAACAUACAUGAAUUGAUGUACACUGUGUUUACUUAAUAGUAAUAAAAAAAGUAAUGAAUCUUGUGAAACAAU
This is a messenger RNA of Onthophagus taurus, 2042 nucleotides long. Its product is annotated as facilitated trehalose transporter Tret1-like. Lineage: Eukaryota; Metazoa; Arthropoda; Insecta; Coleoptera; Scarabaeidae. Gene Ontology annotation, cellular component: membrane. Gene Ontology annotation, biological process: transmembrane transport. The record is from RefSeq and is a predicted model, not a curated record. Gene Ontology annotation, molecular function: transmembrane transporter activity.